AUGUCGACCCCGAGCAGACAGACCGAACACUUCAUCAGCGGGGUGGUGGAAGGUAAGAGGACUGGGACCAGUGACUCAAACUGGAACAGAAAUCAGUUAUAGUGAGAGUAAUAGAUUUAUAUGUGAGCCCUCCUGCUAAGAGUUUUUGUGCAUUUCCUGACCUCAUCUUCCUGAUCCAGGUUUUUAUGGACGACCAUGGACUAUGGAGCAGAGAACAGAGCUGUUUAAAAGGUUUGUGGUCUGUUAAGCUUUCUAGCCUUGCAAUGAAUUUUCACCUCAUAAAAAGCAGAACUGACAAAACUCUGAUGUGGUUUAUGUCUUGUGUGUCACAGAGAGCAGAAAUGGGGUUUGAACACGUACCUGUACGCCCCUAAGGAUGACUACAAACACAGGAUGUACUGGAGGGACCUGUACGCACCUGAGGAGGCAGGUAAGUCAUCCUCAUUACAUCUAAAGGUGAUCUGAACACACCCAAAAACCAAACAUGGUCAGGACCUCAAACAGGACCCAGAAUCUAUUUGCUGAAAAGUCAAUAAUAUUUAUCUAAUCUCAUGCAUGACUGUCUUCCUGUUAAACCACACAGUAUUCAAAUUUUCUCAUCUCCAUUUCUUUCCAGAGCAACUCAUCACCCUGAUAUCAGCAGCGAAAAAACACAAUGUGGAUUUCGUCUAUGCAAUCUCUCCUGGUCUUGACAUUACUUUCUCCAACCCCAAAGAGGUGUCUGCCCUGAAGAGAAAGCUGGAUCAGGUACGAGUUUAUUUGUGUGCAAAAGAUAAUUCAAUCUGAGGUGUUUUUACAACUCUAAGAAGAACAACAACAGGCAAAUAAUAACACUGACACUGAAACAAGUGGUUAAUAUAAGAAAAGGUACAAGUUUCCGAAACAGAAACUUAAAUAACAUGUCACUUUUUCAUGCCUCAUGGAUCCACAAACCCUAAACUGUCCUUUGUCUCCCUCAGGUGAAGGAGUUUGGCUGCAGGUCCUUCUCGCUGCUGUUUGAUGAUAUCGAGACAGAGAUGUGUCCCGCAGAUAAACAGGCCUUCAGCUCUUUUGCCCACGCUCAGGUGUCCAUCACUAAUGCGGUUUACCAGCACCUGGGAGAACCUGAGACCUUCCUCUUCUGUCCUACUGGUCAGACAGUGGGAGAAAACUACAACUGAAUGAAUAUACUUUCCUCAUCUGUGUCUGUGAAGUAACAUUUAUUCUGCUCAUGUCCCUCCAGAAUAUUGUGCUGCAUACUGCACCCCAACGGUUUCCCAGUCCUCUUAUCUGAACACGGUGGGUGAGGGGCUGCUGCCUGGGAUUGACAUACUGUGGACAGGUGAGGCCAGCCAGAGUCAGGAUCCUUUCUUGAUAGGUUUUUACAGCAUAGAAGAAUCAAAAGGUGCUGGUUUUAACUCGCCGUUGCUCGCUCUCUCUUCUCUAUGUUCAGGUCCCAAAGUGGUGUCCCACAAAAUCUCUGUGAAGUCCAUAGAAGAAGUGACCUCUGUUCUGAGGAGGCCACCCGUCAUCUGGGACAACAUCCACGCCAACGACUACGACCCCCAAAGACUUUUCCUCGGCCCCUUUAAGGUCAAUUGAAAAACUCCUCUGAUGGUUUUAUUAGUCUGUAAGUGCUCCAGCCUGGUCUCCUCAUCCUGACUGAUCCAGUCUCUCUUUCAGGACCGUCCCACUGAGCUGAUCCCCAAACUGAGAGGAGUCCUCACCAACCCCAACUGUGAAUUCUACCCGAACUUUGUGGCCAUCCACACACUGGCCACAUGGUGCAAAGCAAACUCUGAGGGAGGACAGAAAGAUGUGGAAAUGGGUGAGGAAACAGCACUGUUUAUUUUUAUUACAAUUAUUUAUUAUUUCAAUUAUUGGAUUUUUUUGGAGAGAUGCACUUGAUUAUGCAACAAAACACUUCAUAACACCCCAUCAAGCGACUUCAUGUUUCAGUUCUGGAGAUAUUUUUCCCUUUAUAACCACAGCAAGGCUUUACGUGCUGAGUUCUCAGUGCAAGUUUUUUAGUGGAACCACAGUAUAGUUGAUAUUUGGAAACACUGGUGUAUGUGCUGUCAAAUGAAGUCCUUACUGUCUCUGACCCCCAUCACCAGCUGAUGAGGAGCAGGACUCGUGCUAUAGCCCCCAAAAAGCCCUGACCCUGGCCCUCACCGACUGGCUGCAGGAGUUUCUGAGCACUGAUCAGCCUGGAGGUAAAGUAUUAUCAGAGCAGCAGGAAAUUUAGUGAGAUACAGUGGAAUCAAGGUGGGUCUAACUUUGGAACACUUGGAUCUCUUCAUCUUUCAAGGUCCUUGUCUCAAGACUGAUCCUAAGAAAGAAUCAUCUGAUGAGGAGCCCAUGCAGACCGAUGUAGGAGAAGGUUCCUAUGUUCCUAGCCCAGAGGAGACUCCACUGUACACAGCAGAACCCCUGACCCUGGAGGACCUGAAGCUGUUGUCAGAUCUUUUCUACCUACCGUAUGAACACGGGCCCACAGCCAGGAGCAUGCUGCAGGAUCUGGACUGGCUGAAGAACAACAAUGCAGCCGCUGCUGCAGAGACAGACAAGGUGGUGUGGCAAUUUGUUCAUUAAAACAGAUCCUGAUACAUUAAAUGGGCUAAAACUUGUACUCUGCUUCCAGACAGUGGAGUGGUGCUCAAGGGCGCAGAAGUUCGAUGACAUGUGUGAGGCUGUGGUGCAGAUGUUCAAUCGCUUAACCAACGCCCCCAACCGCAGGAUCCUGUACGACCUCUACAACUACAUCCGUGACAUCAAGACUGUGGUUGGCCUGGCCCGAGCCUACGUGAAAUCACUAGGUGAGGAGACAAGAGCGUCCUGGUAUAGCAGUGAAAGCUAAAAAUACUCAUGUACACAGUAGGGCUGGGUAUUGCCACUGAUUUCUUGAAUUGAUUUGAUUCACUGAGGGAUAUUUCAGCUUCAGUACUUGUUUUGCUUGAAUAUGAAAGGGAGGCUUGGCCUGGCGUGUCAUGUUGUGUAUUUAAAGUUGUAGGCGUACUACAUGUAGCUUUUUUUGUCUUGCUCAGGAGGACAGGGUCGACCCUCAGCCCAGCUCAUGAACAACGACCCUGAACCCUCAGUAUGCAGAGGAGGCCUGCCUGGAGAGUUUCAGGUAAGUUGUGUCCAAAGAAAGUGAGAAAGUUUUUAUACAAAGUUUGUGAUCAGUCGUAAUAAUUUUGUCGCACUGCUCAGGAAAAAAGUUUUAACUUAUUAGAGCUGUGUAUUAAGACAUGGUCUUUGUUUCUGGAACUCUCCAUGAGUGUGAAUAUUCCUCACUUUUGUUUCUGCAGAGAAUGCUGCCCUGUCAUGGAAACAGAGACCUGUUCAGACAUCCACCCAUGACAGCAGUUUACUGCAUACGGCCAUACUGCCCUGACGACAAGGUAGAGAUAAAACAUCCUCACAGAUUGUGAUCAUCUUAUUUGUUAAAACAAAGUUCUUUGUUACACGUUGUUGUGUAUCUAUCCCAGAUGGAGGUGAAGAAGAUUUUCAGGGAGAUGCAGAGACACCAGAUGGUGCAGCCUGCACUGAUCUGCGACAGGUGAGGAGCUGGUCUCUUCUGUUGUCGUAUAUUUAUGCUCACAUUAUCAUCCCCUCUGUCCCUCUGCAGCCUGUCAGCAGGUGAGAUCUCUCCAGCCCCUCAGUGUGCUCUUGUCCUGGAGGAUGAUAUUGGCAUGUGUGGUUAUGCUCUCGCACUAACUGACGCCAAACCAGCCGCUGCAAAGAUUCAGGUCAUCAUCUGUUUUAUUCCACUGUCUGUAGAAUACAAAAUGAAGAUAGGAUGCAGUGCUGCUCAAAGUGUUUUAUUCUUUUUCAUUCCUCUAGAGGGCUGUAAGUGACUCUGAGUUGAAGGACUUCCCCUCCCUGCUCACCGUACAGGUGUUGCCCCGGGUCACUGAUCCCUCAACAGCCAAGCGUAUGAUUAGUUGGUUGUUGUCCUCCAUCAGGAGCAGCGGUAGGUGGAGACUGAACUUGUUGCUAUUCUUAGAGAGGUCUCAUGGAAUUGACCUGUGGUUAAUUCACAAACUGAGGUUUAACAGUCUGCAUACUCUCCACAAGGAGGCGAUGUCCUGUCAUUAUUGGCUGGGAUAGCUAAACAUUUAAAAACACUGAUAACUCCUCUCUCAUAACUUUAAAGGUUCCAAAGGAGCUUUCUGUGAGCUGAGGCAGAGCGAUCGGCGGAUGCUCCACUUUUACACCAAACUGGGCACCUUCAAACCCAUAAAGAUGGCCGGUCUGCCUCAGGACAUCAUCGCUAUGGGAACAAGCCUGUGA
Xyrichtys novacula (pearly razorfish) is the source of this 4275-nucleotide messenger RNA. NCBI's taxonomy places the organism in Eukaryota, Metazoa, Chordata, Actinopteri, Labriformes, Labridae. The record is from the annotation of a GenBank genome assembly.